AUGGAUCCCUUAUUAAUAUUUGAAGAAUUAGAAAAUGAUUUGAAAUUAUUAAUCAUUGAAACAAAAAAAAAAAAUAUUUACAUAAAAGAUAAAAUUGAAAUAACUAUUAUAAAAACCAAAAACUACAGAAGUAUAUUCAAAUCUAAUAAAAACAGUUUGUUAAGUAAUUUUGAAUUCCCUUUGAAUGAAAUAAUAGAGAUUGUAAAUAUAUCGGUUAAUAUUAACAGUCAUAAAAUAAUUUGUAUAUGCUUAUUAAUAAUUCAAAGAAUUGUAUUCUAUAUAUUAUAUAUAAUAGAUAACAAAGAAUUAAUCAAUAAUUUUAAAGAAAUAAAUAUAGAAAAACAAAUAGAAAUAAUUACAAAUAAAUUAUUCGAUUUAACAUUUAUUGAUGAUACAAAAAUUUUAAUUAAAAUAUUACAAAUAAUUUUAACAGCUUUUUCACCUAAUUAUAUUGAAUAUUAUAACAAAGAUAAUAUUAAUACUUUGUUGAAAAUUUUAUAUUCUAUAUAUUAUUCAUCACUUUAUGAAAAUAAUCAUAUUUUAUAUCAGACAUGUUGUGCCGCUUAUAAGCAAUUACUUAAUUCUCUUAUAGAUGUAUGUAAUAAAGAAAAUGAAGUUAAUUAUAAGGAAUCUAAUAAUUUAAGUAAGGAAAAAUAUGUUUUCGAUAAAAAAAAAAAAAAAAAUGAUCAAAAUUAUAUAAAUUUUUAUUUCGAAAAUUAUGAUUUACAUUAUAGUACAAAUAAACCCAUAGAUUUAAUUUAUAUAAAUGAUAUGAAUAAUAUAAAUAAUAUGCAAAAUAAAGAUAAAUUAUUAUCAUUAAUUCAUUAUUUAUGCUACUGUUGUUUCAUAAAUAUUCGAUCAAGAUAUAAUACGAACAAUAUUCCAUGUGAAAAAAAUAUAUGUAAAGAAAAAGAAAAGAAUAAUUUUAAUAAGCAUAUUGAAAAUUUAAAAAAUAAUAAAAACACAACCAAUAAAGAUAAUAAUAAAAAUAAUAAUAAAGAUAAUAAUAAAGAUAAUAAUAAAGAUAAUAAUAAUGAUAAUAAUAAUAAUAAUGAUAAUGAUAAUGAUAAUGAUAAUAAUGAAUUAUUAAAUAUAAAACAGAAAAUGAAAGAUAACUGUAAGUCUAAGAAGGUGAAUACAGAACAAGUUUAUGUAGCUGAUAAUUCAAUAGAUAAUGACUUAAAUCGUAAAUUAUCAAUUCAAAAUAAUAAAAGUCUAAAAAAUGUUUUUCAUAUGGAAGAUAUUACUAAGAAGGAAAUUUUUAUAAAUAGUGAUGACAAAUGUUCUUUUAAUAGUGAGCAGAAAAGUGAUUCAAAUAAUAUUGAAUAUUUAAAAAAUAUUGAAAGUUUUAAUAAUUUAGAAGAAAAAAAAAAUAAUAUUUGUAACGAAGAAUCAUAUAAUAAAAUAAAAUGCAAGAGAGAAGAAAAUAAUUUCAACAAUAUGAAAAAUUCCAAUAUUAAAAAAUUAUUAAAAAUUUUAAAAAAUACAAAUUAUAAAAGUGGAAGUGAGAAUGUUAACAGUUUAAAGCUUAAUGAAAAUUUAAAUAUAGAUUCAUCUGAGUUAAAAACGGAAAUAUUAUCAAAUUAUAAUAGAAAUAAUUUAAUAUUACCCCUUAGUUUUUGCUUAGAUUUAUUAUAUAUAUUUUUGAAUAAUUAUGAAAAUUUUUUGGAUAAUUUAGAAUUUUUUAAAUUACUAAAAUUUGAAAUUAUUUAUAUUAUUUUAAUAUCAUUAAAAAAUGAUUUACAUAUAGACAUUUUUUUCAAAUGUUUAAAAAUAUUUAAAAUUAUUUGCUAUAAAUAUUUUCAAUAUUUUUUAGGAGAAAUUAAAUUCAUUUUUCUAAUAUUAAUUCAAUAUUUAUGCCUAAGUAAGCCACAUUCAAAGUUAUAUAUUGUCUUAAAUUUUUUUUUUUAUUUAUUUGAUAAUACUUUAGUCUUUUAUUUUUUAUAUAAGUAUUUUUUUUAUGAAAAUAGUGGUACAAACAAAUUAUCUAAAAAUAAAAAAGAAGAAAAAGAAAAAAACUUAUGCAAUUUUUUGAAAGAAAAUGAUUACAAUACGUUUUAUGAUAAUUUAAAUGAACCAUCAAUAAAAGAAAAACAUAAAAAUUCAUAUAAUUUUAAAAAUAAUCAUGAUAAUAUAGAAGAUAUGAACAAAACAAAUGAAAAUGAAAAACAUAUGGAAAUGAAUAAUAAUGAAAAAGGUUUCUUCAUGAAUAGUGAAGAACAAUACGAAUAUGUUAAAAGUGAAAAAAUUAAUAACUUAAAAGAAAAAUGUAGUAAAAAUCAUAUUGAUCCUUAUCAAAAUAUAAGUUCUGAAAAAAAAGAUACUAAAACAUCAAAACCUUUAAAUAACCAGAAAGAAAACAAUGAUAUAAAUGACCAUUUAUUUACAAAAAUUGUUGAAUACAUUAGUAAAAUUAUACAUGAAUUAUUAUUUUUGCAUUCAAUAGAUUUAACUAAAAUGUACAUUCAUUUAAAAAUAUUUAAAUAUGAUAGAAUAUAUACAGGUGAAAAAAAGAUGGAUCAUAUUAUUGAUAAAAUAAAAGAAAAAUUGUAUUAUAUGAAAAAUGAAAGUAAAUUAAAAAAAUAUGAAGAAGAAAAAAAAAGAACAAGUGAAGAAAAAAAUGAGAUAGAAAAAAUAAAAAACGAAACAAAUGGGAAAAAAGAAGAAAAACAAAAAACAAAAAAAAAAACAGAAAAAAAUAUAGAAAAAGAAAGAAGAAAAGAGAAAGAACAAAGAGAAGUAUCAUUUUGUAACUUUUUAAGUUAUCCAAUAAUUUUACCAAACAAUUUUAUAAAUCCAAGAGAGGACUUUUAUUUAUAUAAGUUCUCCACAGAAAAAAAGAUGAAUAAAAUUUUAUUUGAUGAUUUAUUUUAUAGAGAUGUUGACGAAAUACGUUUACUUGCAUCAUCUAUAGAUAACAUAUUAUCCAUUAUAAACUCUUUUUAUAUUAUUUUUUUAAAUAUAUUAAAAAAAAGUCUCAACCAGUAUUGCUAUUCAACAAUAGAUUUAAAUGAUGAAAAAAGUUUACAUUCGUUAAAUACACAUAUAUAUUAUACAAAUAAUUCUGAUGAUGAAAAUUGUAGUAAAAUAUUAGAAAAAAAAAAUCACAACAAAUACAAUUUUAAAGAUAAUCUAAUAAAAAAUCUCUCUCAUAUAGAUACAAAUGAUAGUAAUUUAAUAUUUAAUUAUGAAUUAAUAAGAAAAAUAGAAAAUUAUAAUAAUAAUAAUAAUAAUGUAGAAAAUACAACUACAAAUUUACAUAAUGAUAAGGAUAAAUUUGUAAAUAACAUUGAUAAUGUUAAAAAUAAUGGAAAUUUUUUCAGUGGAGAAGAAAAAGAAGAUGAUAAAAAUAAAAACAAUAAAAAUAAUCUUGAUAAAUGUAAUAAAAGUUAUAAAAAUAAAAGUAGUUAUUUUGGUGAACACAAGACACUUUUUUUUAAUGUAUUUAAUUCCACUUGUAGAUAUUUUAUUUCCUCUUUAUGUUUAAUUUUUUCAUAUACAAAUAAGUUAGAAGUAUGUUUUUUUAAUGGAUUUCAAAAAUUAAUUUUUAUCAGUACUUACUUAAAAAUAAAUAUAUGCACAAAUGCUUGUUUGCAAACUUUAACAAAAUGUAGUAGUAUAUUUGCUCUUGAAAAUUCUCCUUUUUUUUUAAAAAUUCUAAAAAAUUAUGAAAAACAAGAAAACAAAAAUGAUAAUGUAUAUUCAAAGAAAAAUAAAUUAGUAAGUAAAAAUAAUUUUAAAAUAACUAAUUUAUAUUCUUCUACUGAUAAUAAAGCUAUUUCUUCUAAAAAUAAAGAAAAUGAUUACAUUGAUAAAAACUCAAUUAAUAACAGUUUUCAUCAAAAAAAUAUUUCUGAUAUUUAUACACAUAUAUCAAAAAAAGAAACUAUUAAUGAUAAUAUCGAUAGAAAAGAAAGUAUAAAGGAUAACUUUAAGUUUAGUAAUGAUUAUAUAAUUAAUGAUACUUUAAAUAUUUUUGAUAAAAGAGAAUUUGAUAAAAAUAGAGAAGAGAAAGAAAAUGUUGAUAACAAAUUUGACUUGAUUAAUAAAAAGAAAGAAAUACUUGAAAACGAAAGUGAGAAGAAAGAUAUAAAAAAUGAGUUAAAAGAGAAAUUUAUUGAUUAUAAUAAAUAUAAUUCAAAUAUAAAUAUGAAUGAUUUUAAUUUUAAAGAAAUGAAAAAAAAAGAUUUAGAUAACCAUGUAUGUCAUGAAAUAAAUAAAAUGAAUUAUGAACAGAAAGCAAAAUAUAUAAAAAAAGAUUUAAAUGAAAAAAUUUUCAAAUAUCAUUUAAUAAAAAAAAAAAACAAAAAUAAAAAAGGUUAUGAAAGUGAAAAUAGUUUGUUAAAAGAAGGUUAUUCUAAAAAGUUGAGUAUAGAAAGUUUUGAAUCAAACUUUCUUUCUUGUAAAUCACAGUUAAAUGAAGACCUAUUAAAAUAUUUUGAUGAAAUAAUUAAUAGAAUCUUAAAAGAGUCAUAUUAUAUAAAUAACGAUUUAAAUAAUUUAAAAUACAUAUUAUCUAUAAAAUCAGUGAUUAGCAUAUUUUAUAUAUAUGGAGAUAAUUUGGAUUUUAAUAACUGGUUAAAGGUAAUAAAUUUGUUUGUUGAAAUUAAUUAUAUUCAUAAAUAUAUAGCAUCAAUAGAGAAUAAAACAAUAGAAUUUUUGAAUUUUUUCCAUCAUAUUAACAAGAAUGAAGAAGAAUUAGUAUUUUCCUCAAGUAAAAACUUAGUUAAUUCUAAUAAAAAUAAUUAUACACAGAAUUUUGAUUCUAAAAGUAUUGAAUUUUGUUAUUUUAUUUUAAGGUUUAUACAGAAAAAUCCAGUAUUAUGUGCUGAAAUAACUGUAAUAUUUUCUUCAUUUUCCUAUUUUUUUAGAAAUACAGUUUUUUAUAAUAUAUUUACACUAAUUAACAUAAUUAAUUCAAUUCAUUUCAUGAUAUUUAAUCAGUUUUUUAAGCAAAAAAAGUUAAUUCAAAAAGAUUAUUACAAAAUAUAUGAUACGAGUAAUAGUCAAAAAAAUGUUAAUUUUUCAUCUCUUUCAUACGAAGACAAAAAAAAUGAGUUAAGUAAAAAUGCAAUAAAAAAUAAUAAUAAUAAUAAUGAAUAUUCAAAUAAUAAUAAUAUAAAUAGUUCAACUGAUCUCUGUGAUCAAAAUAAUUAUAAAAAAAAAAAGAAAGAACAUAUAUUUACAGAAAGUAAUACAGAAAGUAAGAGUUUUCAUUUUAUGAAAAUAAAGAAAAAUAAUUUUAAUGAAAUAAAUAAAAAAAAAAAUGUAAUAAUUGAAAAAUAUAUUAAUUUUAUAUAUAGAAGCAAAGAUAUCUUUGAAAUCUUUUAUUAUUAUUUGUCCUAUUUUGAUCCAUUAUAUCUUUCUUAUUUCACUUUUUAUAGUGAUAUUUUUUUUUUAAAUAAAGAUAAGAAAAUAAAUGAAAGAAGGAAAAUCAAAUCAUUAGAAUACAUAAAUUUUAAAAGUGAUGAAACAAAAAAUGAUAUAGAUAAAUUAAGAGAUAAUUUAAAAUAUAACCAUAAUAGAAAUAAAAGAAAGAAAGAACAUGAUUAUAUUGUUUUAAAGAAAUUAGAAAAAUAUUGUAUUUUUGAAGAUUUUUAUCCGUUAUAUAUGAUAGAAAUGCUAUGCGUUAUUAAUAUUACCAGAAUUAAAUAUAUUUAUAAUAAUUGUUGUAUUAAUAUUUUGCUAUUGUCAUUAUGUAAAAAUAAUGAUAUUCAAAAAAAAAGUAUCGACACAUUAUUUAAUAUUAUAAAAGAAUCUGUAAUAUAUUAUAAAUACAAUUUUUUAAUACAAUUUCAAUUAUUUAAACCAUUUUUUUUUUUUAUAGUAAAUCCAUAUGCAUCAUAUCGUUCCUAUUUUAUUACAUCACUUUUAAAUUUUAUAAGAAAAAACGCCUCAUUUUUUGAUAAAAAUAUGUGGCUGUUUAUUAUUUUUCUUUUAUAUGUAUCAUUUAAGAAAGAAUUGAAAAAAAAAAAUUUAAAAAAUAAAUCUGAUACAGAUAACCAAAUUACAGAUGUAAGUAUAUCAAAUAUUAAUAAUAUUUUUAAUAUUAUAGAAAUAAUAAUAGUAGAUUAUAUUGAAGAUAUUCCUAUAUGUAAAAUAAUGGAAGUAAUAAUUAAUAUGCUCAUAUUAUUUUCUUCCUUAAACUUUUUAAGUAAUAACAUAUCAUUUAGAGCAAUUAAUUUUUCUUGGUCAGUUGUAGAUUAUAUAAUAAAUUGUUCGGAUUUAUUAAAUGAAAAUAUAAAUUAUAAUAAAAAAAACAAAAAAGAAAAUAUAAAUGAUAAAAAGAACGUGAAAAAAGAAAAGAAUAUAUUACAUAUAUGCAUAAUUGAAAAUAUAAAAUUGUAUAUAUACGACAACAAAAUUAAAAUGAAAAAUAUAAAAAUGAAAAGUUUUUUUAUUUUUAUUUUAAAUCAAUUAAUGAAACUUUGUUUCGAUGAAAGAAUAGAAGUUAGGAAUUGCAGUAUUAAAACAAUUAUGAGCAUAUUAUCAACACAUAUAAGUAAGUUUGAUUUCUUUUUUUAUAAAACAUCAAUAUGUAUGUUAUUAAAAAAACUUAGCAUUAAAUUUUUUUAUAAAUUGCAAGAAUAUUUUAGAUUAGAAAAAAAUCAAGAGUCUUCUAUAGAUGAGAAUAAACAAAGUGCUGAUGAAUAUUUACAAAAUAGUAAUUUUGAUAAUAAAAAUAAUAAUAGUUUUGAUAUCCUGAAUAAUAAGGAAAUAUAUAUGGAAAUCAAUGAAUUAAAUGAAAAUAAAGAUGAGGAUAUAGAUAAUAUUAUAAUUACAAAAAAAAACAGUUCUAAAACAAUAAAAGAUGAUCUAACAAAAAAUAAAAAUGUAAAUAAUUAUAUUUACGAUGUAAACCUAAAAAGUGAAGCUAUUGAUAAAAUGAAAAAUAUUAGUAAUAUUCUUAAGGAAGAAUUUAGGAUGAGUUUUAUAAACUUAACGGAAGAAAAGAAAAAAUAUAUUAUGAAGAAGAAAAACAAAAAAAAUAGAAAGAGGAAUGAUUUAUCUGAAGAAAUAGACAGCAAUUUAAUUUUAUCUAAUACACAUAAUGGAAACAUUCUAUCAGAAGGGAAAACUUAUGAUUUAUACGAUUAUGUUAAUGAAAAUUUUAAUAAAAUAAUUAUCCAUCAUUCUAGAGAUAGUAAGUUAAAACAAUGGAUAGAAAGUUUUAUUUUAAUAAUAGAAGGUUGUAAUCGUAUUUUAGAGGAACAAAAGUGUUAUAAAAAAAUUUAUUAUUUUUAUGAUACUUUUCUAAAUAUAUUGAAAAAGACAUUGUUAAUUGAGUAUAAUAACAAAAAUAUGUUUGAAUUACACAUAUCUAUAUUGCAAAUAUUAAAUAAUAUAUUUAUAUCAAAAUUUUCUUAUUAUGGAGAAUAUUACUUCAAAAUGAAGAAUUCAAUAAAAAAUAAGAAAUAUAUAGACAAUAUAAACAUAUUUAAUAAAUCAUUAUUUUUAAUAUAUGAUUAUGUAUAUUCUCUUAAAGAUACAAAAAUAAAAGAAUUUAUAAUAAAGUUAAUUAUAGAAAAUUUAAAAAUUAUAAAUUGUAAUAAAUGUAUAUAUUUUAACACUUUAAUGUAUUUACAUAUGUUUCAUUUAUUAUUUUAUAAUGUAGAGAUUACAUUAAAAAAAGAAGAAAAAAAAAACUAUUUAUUUUUAAAUUAUGACUCUGUUUUAAAUAACUUAUAUUUUGAUUAUUUUAUUAGAGAUUCCAAUUAUUUAAAGAAUGAAAUUGAGAAAACUGUUAAGAAAACAAUUGAGGACAAUUAUUUUACCAAAAAUAUUUCAAAUAAUAAAAAAGUAGAUAAGGAUAAUGAUAUUCAAUCCUCUGAUAAAUUAAAAGAAAAAAUUAUGGAAAAAAAAGAAGAAAAGAAUAUUGAAAAAAAAGAAGAAAAGAAUAUUGAAAAAAAAGAAGAAAAGAAUAUUGAAAAAAUAGAGAAUGAAAACAGUGAAGAAAAAAAAAGAUUUAAAAAUUAUUUUACUUUUGAAUAUAAGGCAAAUAGGAAUACAUAUGACCCAUAUAACAUUCAUAAUUUUUUUGAAAAUAAUAAAAAAAUAUGUAAUAUAGAUAGCAUUUAUGAAAAUUUUGAAAACAAAAGUUUUUAUAAAUCAUAUUUGAGUAAUAAUAUAAAUAGUGAAAAAUUUAUAAUAACAAAAAGUGUAUUUCAAACUCUUGAAUAUGAUCAUAUAAACAUAUUAAUAAAUGAAGAACUCCUUAAUUCUAUAAAAUUUCUUCUGCAUAAUUUAUCUCGAAAUGAAGAAGAAAUGUCUAUUUACACGAGACUAGUAAAUUUUAUUUUUAAUGAUAAAAUUUUUUUUAAUGAAAAUUGUGAUGAAAUUAUUGAUAAAAUAAAAUUAAAUGACACAUAUAAUAAAUUAGAAAUGGAUAUGAAUACAAAUGAACCAAAAGAAGAAAAUAGAGAGUGUAACAGAUUAUUUACUUUAAAUUAUAAAAAAUUAUAUCCUUUAAAUAAUUAUAUAGAAAAUUUUCAAAUGUUUAAAAUUAGACUAUUUAAUUAUUUCACUCCAUGUCAUGUAUUUUUUAUUCAUAAUAAAUUUAAUUUAUAUCCUAAUUAUAGUAUUAACUUAAUAUAUUCUAUAAUUUUUUGUAAUUUCAUUAGACAAGAAAAUAGUUUAUUCUAUCAAAAAGAAAGCAAUUCUCUUCUAAUCUCCUUAAUAAAUAUGUUUCCUUAUAUAAUAGCAACUCAUUUAAAAUGUUUUUUAAAUAAUUUAAAUAAUAAUUCAUGUUUUGUAUUUUAUGAAAGUAUAAUUAUAUUGUUAAAAUUAACUUAUAACAUGCUGUUAAAUGCUACUUUUAUUCCAACUAACAGUAUAUUUAAAUAUUGGUGUUCUAUAAUUUUUUCUAUAGAAAAAAUCUUAUUUGUUAAUUGUAACAAUGAUAAAAUAGACAUGUUAGAUAUUAUGCUAAUUAAGUUUAUAAGAAAUAAUUAUUUAAUAAAAAAAUCUAUGGCUCCAUUAUUUAUUAAAAUAUAUUUAACUAAAAUUAUAAGUGAACUGAAUGAUAAAAAAAGAAGAGCUUUUUCAAGUUGGACAUUACAAAUAUUAUUUGAGGAAUAUGAAAAAAUGACAAAAGAAAAUUACAAUGAUCACUAUUAUACUACCUUUAUUACAUUAACCAUGUUAAAAAAGUGUGUAUUAACUUUAAAGAUUUUUUCAAGUGAAAAUAAUGAAGAAAAGAAUACUGAUGAAAUUUUAUUCAUUUUAUAUGAAUUAAAAAAACUUAAAUGUAGAUAUUCAUAUUUUGAUAUAAGAAAUCCAGUAUUAAAAUGUUCAGAAGAUAAAGCACAUCUUUUCAUUUGCUACCCGUACUUGUUAGAUUGCUUGAAUACCGAAAAUAAAAAAGUUUUUAUGACUAUUAAAGAAUUAUUAAAACUUAUCUCAUAUCCAUUAUCCUUUAAUAAUAUAAAUUAA
This is a messenger RNA of Plasmodium gallinaceum, 9432 nucleotides long. Its product is annotated as conserved Plasmodium protein, unknown function. NCBI's taxonomy places the organism in Eukaryota, Apicomplexa, Aconoidasida, Haemosporida, Plasmodiidae. The transcript is spliced from 7 exons. Gene Ontology annotation, biological process: rRNA processing. The coding region runs from base 1 to 9432 and encodes 3143 amino acids. The record is from RefSeq and is a predicted model, not a curated record. Gene Ontology annotation, cellular component: nucleus; preribosome, large subunit precursor; preribosome, small subunit precursor.